Eufriesea mexicana is the source of this 4522-nucleotide messenger RNA. Its product is annotated as leucine-rich repeat and immunoglobulin-like domain-containing nogo receptor-interacting protein 2. Gene Ontology annotation, molecular function: protein binding. The coding region runs from base 615 to 3359 and encodes 914 amino acids. Lineage: Eukaryota; Metazoa; Arthropoda; Insecta; Hymenoptera; Apidae. The transcript is spliced from 4 exons. The record is from RefSeq and is a predicted model, not a curated record.
ACCACGAGGAGAAGCCAGAGUCAGCCGAACGGAUCUCUCACAGUCAGUUUUUGUCUCUGAUACGCGACGGACGACGCUAGUCGUGUCGCGAUGCACGAGUGUGUCAUGUGACACGCGAAACAACAGUACACUUCUGCGUUGCUGCUGCACGUUUGACAGGGCCAAUACGUAGAAAAAAUAUCAUAAAUUUUCGAAGAAAAGAGAAAGAAAAACCGAGGUGUGCGUGAGUGCGUGUGUGCGUGUAUGUGUGGAUCAUUUGUAUGUGUUAUCCAUUUUAUGCGUACUAGCGCGCGCGAGUGCUUUCAUAGCUGCAGAGUAGUCGUGUGCAGCCGUAUUGUAAGCUGGCGGAUUCCCUUCCCGUCCAAUUUCGGAACUCUGCAAGCAAGUCGUUCCAUUAGAGCGCGCACAAUUAUGUUACCGGCUCGAUACGGCAAUAGCAGCAACACCACUGCCGCCACCAUCAACAAAUUCAGCAACCUCAGUACGUCCAUAAGACACUGGGCCGGAUUUUUUGCGAACGGUUAAAGAUACACCAUCGGUUAGCCCGUCGCUAUCCCAGCCGAGACACUCGGUGCUUCGCGGCUUGCCCGUGUGAUUCUUGCUAGGUCAUAGGAAUGAGGAAGCGGGUUUUCACGUGGGACUCGUGGUGGUGGUUAAUCGUUCUUCUGAUUACGGUGCAAGUUACGGGUACACAGGAUCUCACAUCGCAGGGUCUGUCAACGUUAUUUGCGGAAAAAACGUCAUCGACCUCGCGUGUAGAAUGUGCCACGGGUUGCGAGUGCCUGGACAACGGAAAGGGCUUAUUCUGUCAGGAACGAAGCUUCCUCGGACUCGGUUUAUCCAGGCAAACCACCGAUGUCGUGCUGAGAAACGUCAUAGCCGCUACCAUACCCGUUUCCGCUCUCGAAACUGCCACUCGGCUCAAGAGUCUCGAAUGGACUUCGAGCGGGAUCGAAAGGAUAGAAUCUGGCGUAUUCCUCGCGACAACGUUCCUCGAACACCUCGAUCUAGGUGACAAUAGGCUGACGGAAUUACCGUCGGACGUCUUCCAUCCGUUGCACCAACUUCAGUACCUGAACCUCACCGGGAACCGGUUGACUCUACUCUCACGAGCGUUGUUCCAAGGUUUGGACCAGCUCGAAGAGAUCUGCUUGUCGCGCAAUCGACUCUCGAUACUUCCCUAUCAAGCAUUCGCUUCGUCCAAGUCGCUAACACACUUGGACCUUUCCGGUAAUCUGUUGGUGUCCUUGCCGGAUCACAGUUUCAGGCCCAACAAUCAUCUCCAGGAGCUCGGCCUGUCCUCCAACAGGCUCACUAAACUUCCAUCCCGUUUGUUUUCCGGUUUGAAUCACUUGAAGAUUCUGGAGCUGUCCGAUAACGAGAUCGAUACGAUCCCGCGCGGUCUCUUUGCCGAUCUCGUGUCGUUGCAGCGUCUCGAUCUUUCCAGAAAUCCUAUCACCCGCUUGACGAGCACCACGUUCCAACACCUGUCGAAUCUAAGAUGGCUCAGCGUGAAGAAUCUACCGAUCAAGGUGCUUCCAAAAGACGUAUGGCAACCGGUGAAGAAGCUACACACUCUGUUACUUUCCGGCACGAAACUGGAGGUCCUCCGUAACGACGAUCUAAAGGGACUGGACAAGCUAGAGACACUGGAAAUGAAUAACAGCCCGUUACGCGAGAUCUCCCGGAAUACUCUGGAUCGUACCCCGGCACUUCGGAAAAUCGAUCUACACGAUAGCAAUCUGACCUUCCUUCCGGCAAACGUGGCGCAGCUGUCGUUUUUGAACGAGUUGCAGCUGCAAGGCAACCCAUGGGCCUGCGAUUGUCGCAUGUUCUGGUUUGUGAAAUGGGCCGAAAGUAAAGAGCACCUACGAACCGCUUUCCAAAGCGGGUUCCAGUGCGGCGACGGGAUCGACGGUACCGCCGAUAUCCUUCAGACUCUCCGUUACUUGAAAUGCACACCGCCGAAAUUGGCAUAUGCUACGCCCACGCAACAGUAUCUGUUAUUAAACUCCGUGCUACUCGAAUGCGAAUUCAACGGCAAUCCUACGCCAUCGUUAACAUGGGUUACGCCGACACUUCAGGUACUGCAUUGGAAUCCAGAUCCAGCUUUUCCCGACGCUUUUGUCGAACAUCCUCCCGUACACGGAUGGGAACAAAGUGUACCGUUCGUUGACGAUGGUCGCAUACGCAUCCUCGAGAAUGGAUCUUUGUACAUUUCGACGUUGCUCAGGCAGGAUGUUGGACAAUACAAGUGUUUCGCGGUCAAUCCGAUUGCCAAUACCACUACCUAUGUUAGUUUGCAGAUGAAUCCAAUAACAUUACACAAAAUCAAGAUCAUCAGCAUCUUGGUAGGCGCUGCCAGCGCAACGGCCUUUCUUCUUUUUACGCGCUUCCUGCAACUGCUUCGUUAUGUCUUGGUCAAAUGCGGCUGUCUAAACUGCUGUUUGUGCUGUAGACACGUAGGUUCCACUCCUAGGGCAAAGCAGAUCUACCAAAUGUUGGAUAAUAUCGAGCAAUACAAGAGUCAACAACUCGAGAGACUACGCGAGAAUUACACCCAACAAGUACACAGAAUAAAGGAGAAUUGCGCCCAGCAAGUAGAAUGGAUUCGCGACAGUUACGAAGGUCAAAUGAGACACAUUAAAGACAUCAGGGAUUACGGAACGAGCCACCUCACGGCUCUCAGAGAUCAGUAUUAUGAUCAGGUGAGGAAAGUACGAGAUUAUUCCACCAGUCAGCUCAAUUGGGUGCGAGAAAAUUAUGUCUUCCAACGUAACAAGAUAAGAAAGUUCAGCGCUCACCAGGUCCUACGACUACGCGAGAGUUACAAGUACCAACAGCAGACACUGAACAAAGUACUGGAAAAUUUGCCGAAUUUCUAUUUCGAUAAUUGCCGAAGCGGUUCUUGCGGGAAAAGCGAUUCCAUGAUAUUCGAUCCAAAAGAAGAUGGAUCUAUCCACGUGGAUACUUACUUCAAGGCAAAAAUCGACGACUUGGCGAAUGGCGUGAGCAUGGAAGACGUCAACAGCGAGUAUUACACACCAACGGAACUUUCGUCUGCUAGUCCCCAUGGAAAUAUAAUGGAGGGUAUCCAUAUAAAUUAUAUCGAGGACAUGAGUCCACCGAUUGGAUUGGACCCAUUGUCGAUGAUAUCGCCGCAUUCGAUAAUCCUGCACAGUAUCGAUGAAGAUGGGAGCUCAUCUUCGGUGUACAAAGACGCAGACCAUGUCAAGCCAGUUUUCAAAGGCUUCAGCACCGAAAUCUUAGCCAAAGAGCCUAAAGAAAUGCCAGAGAGUUUCGGUCUCCUUGCACCCAGCUCCAGUUUGCCUGACCUACCGCGUGAAACCAAACUUUAGACAAUUUUGACGACAAGUGUUGUAAAAAGGUACUAACCUUUCUUUAUAUAGCAAGAUUACAAUUAAGACGAGAAUGUACUGCCACUGGAUCAUUAUGUGAGAAAAAUAUAUAGAAGUGCCUCUACAUCGGUAAGUGAGAAUCCAUUCGCAAGAACGAACGGUGGUAUAUUUCUCUAUCGUGGGACUUCUUCAAAUCCAAUUUUCCUUUUUUAAUACUUUUUUUUUUCUUAAUUUCUUUUCCUCCUUGAAAAUGCUCCAUAACAAAAGAUAUACCUCUAUGAACGAUAAGAGAAGAACGCCUACGUGUACCAAGGCUCAGAAUGUCCUUUGUCGACAUCGAUCAAGCUACUGAUUGUGCGUGUGUGAGAGUGUUGUUUAAGGAGAACAUAGAAAAGAAAAAAAAAAAAAAGUCGCGGACAGCUUCCAAGGACUUUUCUGUGAUUCGGUCGAUGACCUUGCAACCUGUCCGCCCUUAAACUUUGUGCUUUUUAUCAUUGAUGUUAUCACCGCCCACCAUCAACGAUAACGAUCGACGAUUUUUAGAUGAAGAAAACGCUGGAAAGAAAUGCAAGAUGUCAUAGUGUUACUGCCAAUUCUGCCGUAAGCCAAUUUCAACUAAAAGUAGAAACGAAAAAAUAAUAAUAAUAAAAAAAAAAAAAAAAACGAGAAAAAAAAAGAAAAAGAAGGAAGAGACAGUACUGACGCGUAUGUAACGGGUCAUGUAAUAAUUUUCGCCUAAUUGUCAAUUUUUCCCGAAGGUCAACGAUUUAGAAGAAAAUGUUCGACUCACUUUAUCCUGCUGUAAAUAAGAGUGUAUGCGAUUUUAUCAGUUUGUGGAGACGAGUGACCACAAUUUUUAUGAAAGACUGAACUCGCGAUCGGCAUACGCGUCGUUGAUGAGUUAUCCAUUGAUCGAAGUCCGACGAAACCGAUAUACGUAGUUUGUUCCGUUUAGAUUACUCUUCUUUCCUUUCUUUCUUUUCACUUUCGACUUAAGAAAAUCCAAGUAUCCGGAUAUCCGGACAAAUGUUACUUCUCUCCUCAUUUUCUAAUCUUCGGACGUUCUCUUUUAAACUGUUUUCUGUUCAGUAAAAUACAAGGUGUCCAAAGUAUAGAAAUAUACAAUUAUUAAAAAAAGAAAAAUUAUUCUGACGAAAAAAAAA